AGCAGCACACUCUCACUUCAGCUUUGCACAGGAUGUUAUGAAAUCAGCACUGUUGCUGAAACUUAGUGAAGGUCGCUGGGAGUCCUCUCUCUCACCCACACCCACACACACACACACACACACACUCACCUGGCACUUACACACUCACACACACAUCCUCGUGCAGGGAGCUGAAGCUCGGCUCAGUCCCAGUCCUCUCCUACUCAAGCGAGGAGCCUGCCGGUGAUCGGACUGUCGCCUGAAGCGAAGAGGCCGAGCCGGAGUUGAUUCAAUUUUACAGCCCAGUCAACCUCUCUGAAGCUCCGAUUAGUCAGCCAAGGGAGACGAGAAGGGGGGAGAGAAGAAGAAGGAGGAUAGUGAUGGCUAUGACCGACAUUACAGAGGAUGACCUGGAUGAGAUGAUGCGUGAAGAAGCGGAGGAUGUCUUCUACGAGGACGGAGUGUCAUCACGCGUCCCAGAGAUCAUGGCGGCAGGUACCCACUCCCCUGGGGGGCCCAACGGCAUAAUCCGGAGUCAGUCCUUCGCCGGCUUCAGCACGCUACAGGAAAGACGCUCACGGUGUAACUCUUUCAUGGGGAACACGGCGGUGCAGAAGAAGCCUCAGUCCAAGCCCAAGAAGCCCCACCUGUCGGGUCACAAGGGAGGCAGCAGCUCCAGAGAGCCGCAGCCUAAAAGAUUGGAGGAGGUUUACACUGCACUCAAACAAGGCCUGGAUGAGUAUCUAGAAGUUCAUCAAACAGAACUGGACAAACUCAUGUCUCUGAUGAAGGACAUGAAGAGGAACUCUCGCCUGGGAGUUCUGUACGAUCUUGACAAGCAAAUCAAAACCAUUGAGAGAUACAUGAGACGUCUGGAGUUUCACAUGAGCAAGGUGGACGAGCUCUAUGAGGCGUUCUGCAUCCAGAGCCGUCUGAGGGAAGGUGCCAGCCGGAUGAAGCAGGCUUUCUCCUCAUCUCCCUCCACUAAAGGCACUAAGGAGAGCAUCGCAGAGGUCAACCGCCGGUACAAAGAAUACACUGAGAACAUGAGCACGUUUGAGAGCGAACUGGAGAACCUGCUCGGGGAGUUUCAUAUCAAAAUGAAAGGUUUGGCCGGCUUUGCCAGGCUCUGUCCUGGAGACCAAUAUGAGAUCUUCAUGCGGUACGGUCGCCAGAGGUGGAAGUUAAAGGGGAGGAUUGAAGUUAACUCCAGACAGACUUGGGAUGGAGACGAGAUGGUCUUCAUGCCUCUCAUCACUGACCUUAUCAACAUCAAGGUGACAGAGCUGAAGGGCUUGGCCACUCACAUGCUGGUGGGCAGCGUGAUCUGCGAGACCAAGGAGCUGUUCACUGCCAUGCCUCAGGUGGUGGCUGUGGACGUCAAUGACCUGGGAACUAUUAAACUCAACCUGGAGGUCACGUGGUACCCCUUCGAUGUCGAGGACCUGACUCUGUCAUCUGGCAACGUGAGCAAAGCCACAGCACUCCAGAGACGAGUAUCAGUCUACAGCCAGGGCACGCCGGAGACCCCCACCUUCCAGGACACCUCCUUCUUUUCCACUUUACCAGAUGAUGUCUUUGAAAAUGGCGGCUGCGGUGUGGCUGAGUGCAAGCGUCUCUCUUUCACCUUCUCCGACACCUCUGGCUCCACGCCCAGCCCCAGCCCUGCACCAAGCUCCCACUCCACAGGCCAGUCCAACCCUGAGAUCACCGUCACUCCGCCAGAAAUAGACCCGUCACCUUCACAAAUCCUCCCAACAAGAGGUGACUCCAUCGCAGAGGAGCAUUUAGAGGAGGAAGAGGAGGAGGAGUACGAAGAAGAUGGGGAGACGGGUAGUAGAGGGAGCAGGGCUAGCGGGACCAGCGCCAGCCUCGCCAGUGACGAAGCGGAGGUGGCAGAGGAUUCAGAGUGGGAGCGCACAGAGUCCCAGCGAAACUCAGGUUCCAACUGUGGCUCGGCUGCUCCGUCGUUGUGUUCUGACGGCCACCUGUCUACAGUGGCCCCAGAGGAUGUUUUCUUGGACCACACCGACGAACUGAAACCUGUGGAGCUGGACACAGAGGAGGGAGGCAGCCUGACGAGGCAGCUUGUGAAGAGGCUGACUUCUUCAGACAUUGUGCCACUGAGUGGAAGCUCCAUGGAGGGUGGAGGAAGCCUGAGCUGGGCAGGAGAGGGAAGCAGGGCCUUCUUGGAGAGCAGCCUGGAGGAGGCCAUCCACAGUCUGCUGAUGAGGCUGGAGUCACUGACUCACCGCUGCAGAGAGCUGCAGGACCUGGAGCAGGAAGUGAUGCGCCUGGAGGACCUACUGAAGUGUCGUCUCCCGGGUCACAGGAGCCGGUCAUCCAGCCUCAGUCUGACAGUGGAGAGCGCCCUGGAGAGCUUUGACUUCCUCAACACCUCUGACUUUGACGAUGAGGAUACAGGAGACGAUAACACUGUCCUCAGCAUUCCCCCACAGAGGUCUCCGCUUUUUGAUGCAGACGGAGAGAGGAUCGGUGGCCAGCAUCCAGAGGCCAGAGGACACCUGAGCGAGGCCUUAACAGAGGACACCGGGGUGGGCAACAGCGUGGCGGGAAGCCCCCUGCCGCUCACCACCGGAAACGAGAACCUGGACGUGGCUAUCGUCAUCCACCUGCAGUACUGUAAUCACCUCAUACAGUUGUUGAGCGGGGUGGGUGUGUGGCAGCGUCGCAGUCUGCUCCUCAAACUGUCAGGUCAGACUCAGCUGUUAGAAGAGCUAGCAGAGAUCAGCGUUGACAGACUCGGAGCAAUUACAUCUGCUGCUGAUGUUCUCCCGGGACUCGCAGAGCGCCCUGAGUUGAUGACUCUGUGGUCAGAGUGCAGUGGGUCUGCAGGGCUUUUCCACACCACACUGGACAGAGUGUUUAAACACAUGAACCAGCGCUACACAGCAGUGCUGCAGGAGAGAAACCCACACAGUGCUGACACAGUGAUCAGUACAGUCGUGGGCGAGAUGGUGGACAGGAGCGACCUGGUAGCUUCACACAAUCCUCUGGCCUCUGCGCUCUCCCAGGACGUCCUGACCGUGUUUCAGUUCUACGGCUACAUCUUACAACAUGAAGUACAAGACAUGGAGACACACCUGCUGCACCUGGACAGGGAGGAGGUGUUUGCAGAGGGCUUGUGCAGUGGGGAUUAUUCUCGGUGUCUAGCAGAGCUGGAGGAGGUGCCCCUGUCAUCCCUGUGGCCUAAAAACAGCACCCUGAGGGCUCUGGCCUCCCUACUCACUGCAGAGGAUCCUCAGGUCAACAAGGCAGCAGCUGACUACCUCUCCUCUGCAGCAUCACACAGCCACUUCAAGACCAGGGCAGUGGAGUGCUACACCCAGGCGCUGUCAGAGGCCGGAGUUCAGAGCCAAAGGGCAGCGUGUUCAGCUCUCAGCUGUCUGCAGGCCGUAGAGAGUAUCAGAGCGGUGGUAGCACUGUGUGAUUCAGCUGAUGAGGAGCUACGCCACGUCGCCAUAGAAACCCUGCUCACAUUUGGUGAGGAGGGGCGGCUGGCGUACGAGCAGCUGGACACGGUGCCGGGAGAAAUGAUCCGUUUGGGCACGCGGCGAGGCAACGCCGUCACCACUGCCUUCUGAGCCAUCGUGCCACUGAAAAACAUCCCAGACGACCAUCCCAGCCCAGCACUGUCCCUCAUCUUAACCCCACCCUGCACACCUCACAGGGCUGCUAAUGACUUGAUCAGUUUAUGGAUCUGCUUAUUGUUUAAAGGAUGUUGGCACAAACUUAAAGAUCACCGUCACCACUUUUGAUAACUGUUCUUACUGACACUGCCUCCUAAAAGGAACUAACACCAAACAAACUGUCUUAAACAUGAAGACACACAACCUAUACCCCUCCUGCACACACACACACAUAUACACACAUAAACACACACACACACCUCACCCUUUCCUCCCCCUGCUUUCUGAGCCAGACAGACUGGUCAUGUUGGGUUUAACUGGAGAAUUUUGAGUGGACACGACGUCGCUGAAAGCUGCUCCAAAGACUUGCAGAAAGUAAAAUUUGAGCAAUGCAUCUUCACCACUUCACACAAGCACAAAAUACUUGUACCACUUAUUCACUGAUCAAUUAUCAUCUUGAUUGUGACAGAGUCAGUCAUUUCACGCAAUAUCCUAAUUAUAAUAUUUGUAUAAUCACUGUUUAUCUCAUGUUUUAGUUUGUGGUUUUUGCAUUAAGGUGCAUAGAAGAUGUUUUCUGGCGCUUUUUUGGAGAAUUUGCACUGUUGUAAGGCAUGUAAAUAUGGCAUAUUUUACACGGCCGGUGUAACGUAUGUGGUUGUAUUCGAAAUGUAUAUUUAAGUUCUGUUUUCUAGUACUUUCCAUUUUUUGGGUUUCAGGGAUUCUUGUAUGGUUGAAAGGUGUGUGUGUGUGUGUGUUGCGGCAGGACGUUGAGAAUGGCCUCUGAGAGAAAGUGAGGUUAAAUGGUUAAAGAGCCCGAGUUUAACAGCAGUUUACAGUUCUCAACAGAUUUAGACCUCAGUUAUCAGUGGAGGAAAAGAACAAACGAGACUCACUUAGCAGUUUUCUUAUACUUGCAGUUUAACAAAGUGCAAUUUUUUCUGUACAUAUGUGACUCUUUUGCAUCUAUCCGACAUGACAGAUUUGACCAUUUGAGCCUUGAUAUGGUCGAGCAGGCGGGUCGAUACACUCUUUUGUAAAUUUUUUUUUUUUUUUCCUACCAGGUACGGAGCCAGUCGAGGGCAAUAAAUUCGGUUUAGAAUCGCGUGAGAAUGCACUUUCUCAAUAUAUCUGUACAGAGAGGAGGUUCCUUUAGGCUGAGGAGAGGUGUAGCCUGCACAUUCAUAGUGAGCUCAUAGCAGAAUUAGAAUUGAAGCGUUUAUCGUGAGAAGCGGCAGAGUGAAGUGUUCUGUUUUCUUCGGGUCUUCUCUGUUUGGGGAAAACUGACCCGAGGUUAAGCGUCUUAAUUCCAACCUGUCUCAUCGUAACUGUACUACUGAGUCCGGUGCUAGUGCACGACAACAAAACUCACAUUUGUUCACACACCUUAUUUAUUAUUCACUCCUUGUAAUUCUAAUAUUCUCUGGAGUUAAACUGUAAUAGUGCAGAUGACAUUGUUAUGUAAAUGAAUUGUAUAUUUAUGUUCUAUUUUUGAUCAGGUCUAGUAUUUGAAAUAUUGUUUAUCGUUUAAAAAGGCCUCUAUGUUAUUGCCAUGCUUAACUUUAAUUGGAGUUUAUUUUGGAUGAAUUAAAGUAGAUUAAUUAUUAUUUUGGAGAAGAUUAAGAUUUGCUGAUAGUCUAAUAGUAUUAUAGAUUUCUUUUCCCUAAAAAGGUCCCAAACAUAAUGGGACAUUAUAUAUUAGAAAUGUUACUUUAUUACUUGAGACUUAUUGUAACCAAAGGAAGAAUUAAUUCUUAAAAUUGUCUUUUAAUAAGAGCUCAUAAUUCAUCAAGGAGAAUGUAUUUUCAAUACAACAUUUGCAUUUUGGCCAGACUUACCUUUAGAAGCACAACUUAAAAAUAAGACAAAUCCAUAAUAUAUGAAUCUUGUUACAUUUGGUUCUAACCGCACAGUCAAAAUAAAGCCAUAUUAAUUAAAAACAAGUGGUAAUAUUUUUAUGAAAUGUAUUUUUUUCUUUUGUAUUAUAAUCUGUAAAUGUGUGAAGUUGUUACUAAAAGCUAAAGAUGGUGUUUUUUUUUCUAUACAGCUUUUUGCAAAACAUGGUCCAUAUUUUAAGUAAGUUACUUUUAUUUCUUCCAUGAUGUGAAUAGCAUUACAGUAUUUUUGGUAGAGUAUCCAAUUUAUCAUUCAGUGUCUGUUCAUUACUUUUGAGUGAGCUACUUUCUUUUUACAAACUUGCAGUUGACCAGUGUUAUAAGUUGAUUUGUUGGCUGUUCAAUUCCUAAUCACCACAAAAAGCACAAGUUGUCAAAAUGUGCACAUCUUUAAUUAUUUAGAGACUGGUUUUAAGAAUAACUUGGUACAAUUUGCUGAAAUUGAACUUUAUUCAUAUCUGUGGUCGAGAGCUUCAGUACUGAUCCAUUUAAGUUGCAUACUACUCUUCUCCAUUGUGGUUAGCAGUAUUUCCUCUGCUCAUCAAACGUUGCAAUAAAGUUUAUUUUUGCAUAAUUAAAAUUACAAAGUUGUGAGGCUUUUCUUUUUUUACAGUCUUCAGUCAGUGUCAAGACCAGUGGUUGUCAUUUGUGAGCAGUGACUUUGUGGAUUUGAUUUACAUUUGAAUAUUCAGGGGACAAAAGAUUGUCACACAUAGUACAUUAACAGUACAGACAAGAGUAACAUCCUUGUUAACAUGCAGGUUAAUUGAUCACAUUAUGAAUUAAAAACUUAUCUGCCUGCUUCUGACUUUUAAAUACACAAUGAAAAAGUUUCAUAUAUUUACCUUCUUUGAUGUUCUGGACACUGACGAAGACUCUUUACCACCCUCCAGUGAUUAAAUUUAUACUGCAUCAGUGUUCUCACAGACUUUGUGGUACGUUUCCAAGUGUGUUAGGGCUUCAAGAAUCACAUAUUGAACUUAAAUUUUGUGUCAAGAUGGUAUAUUUCCAAAUUACAAAGGUUAAACAAAAGAAACAAUUUCACUGAAUAAAACCAUUGGUGGCGUUCAUCCACCAAGGCUGCACAAUACCCCAUUUUUAACAGUAGAAAGAUAAAUUAAAAACUGUUGGCUGGUAAAUGAAAACAGAAAAAUCUUAACCUAUAAAGCCAACUGACUGAGGUUAACCAAAAAGUAUUUGGAUAAUUGUAAUGGUGGUUUAAAAUAUGUAAUUUGAUAUUUUACUUUUCUAGUAACCGUUUACCACAUUAUGUUUCAGGGCUCCUGGCCAUGUCAGCAAGAUAUUCUGACAUGGCAAUUAUAGUAUUUCAAGCAAUAAAAGAAGCUGUAUGAAAACGCCUCAAUGCUUGCGUCUUUUCCGUGACUUAAUAGCAGGUUACACCUGCCAGGUUUAAGGUUGCAACUAGUGGUUAUUUUCAAUUAAACUGUCAAUUAUUUUCUUGACAGCCCAGAGAUAAUCAGUAAUCAGAAAAGACUAAAGAAACCAGAAAAUAUUCACAUUUGAGCAGCUGGAAAUCAGAAUUUUUACAUUUGAGAUAAAAUAACUGGUGGUUGUUUAUUGACUAAUCAACUAGUUGUUGCAUCUCUAGCCAGGUUUGUUUACUAAAAGCAGACUUAGAGUUGCUGCUUAUGCAGUCUUUUCCAUAAUCACCAGCACCUGGAAGCCAUUUUCAGAAUCAAGUCUGCAUGCCAGACAAAGCCAGUUUGUCAAACAAACAGACUCCCAUUCAAGAUUCAUAUACCUAAAUCUAAUUUAUAUAUGAAACCUAAACAUAAGUCAAGAUUUUUUUUU
This is a messenger RNA of Thunnus maccoyii (southern bluefin tuna), 7333 nucleotides long. RefSeq names its product RHO family interacting cell polarization regulator 2 (gene ripor2). The coding region runs from base 360 to 3584 and encodes 1074 amino acids. The transcript has 22 exons. NCBI's taxonomy places the organism in Eukaryota, Metazoa, Chordata, Actinopteri, Scombriformes, Scombridae. The record is from RefSeq and is a predicted model, not a curated record.